Molecule: messenger RNA, 456 nt
Organism: Pocillopora meandrina
Lineage: Eukaryota; Metazoa; Cnidaria; Anthozoa; Scleractinia; Pocilloporidae
Source: the annotation of a GenBank genome assembly
AUGCAUGACUGUACAGUGUCGGAAGCAGAGGACUUCAUUGAAUCCUUACCCCUGUCUGUUGAACUGCCUGAUUCUUUUACAACCACAGAGGCCAAGGUUGAAGUCACUGGUCUGCUAACAUUCGGAAAGUACCUUUCAUGUUUACAGUGCCACAAAAAGGUAGCAGAUGGAUCUUUUACUGCCAAGAUUAUAAAAUGUGGUAACUGUAAUCUGACGCAAAAAAGAGAUAAAUGUAUUACCAACUGUUUUGCACAAGUUAAAGUUUCACAAGAUGACAACCAGUUCACUGUAACAUUCUUCCAAGAACAAAUUAAAAAAGUUUUUAAUAUCUUACAAGGUCCACAAACACUGGAUGAAGAAAAGAUAACAGAAGCACUCUUAGAUGCUCCAAUCUUAAAAAUAAAAUAUGACAAUAAAUCAAAGAUCAUAAACGAGGUAUCUCCCUAUAUCAUUUGA